Messenger RNA from Musa acuminata AAA Group (dessert banana), 3212 nucleotides. RefSeq names its product receptor-like protein EIX2. Gene Ontology annotation, molecular function: protein binding. The transcript has a single exon. Bases 144 to 3140 code for a protein of 998 amino acids. The record is from RefSeq and is a predicted model, not a curated record. NCBI's taxonomy places the organism in Eukaryota, Viridiplantae, Streptophyta, Magnoliopsida, Zingiberales, Musaceae.
CUUACUGGCUUGACCUUGAAUUAGUGCUCAUCCACACAGAAGAAUGGACUAACAGAUGAAUGGAGGAUAGAGAUCUUGUCACUCCAUAUUAUAUACAAGUAGAUACCUGCAUUGUGAUGCACCAGCAACCAUAACCCAAAUCCAUGACUACAGACAAUGUCUACGUUCUCUUCUUCUUAUUGGCCUUCCUAUGCAUUCAACUGAUAAAACCCAACGUCUGCGACGGAGCUCUAACCUCAGGCUGCAUCCCUGCAGAAAGAAGUGCUCUACUUGAGUUCCAACAAGGCCUGAAAGAUCCUACCAACAGGCUGUCCUCUUGGGUGGGUGAAGACUGCUGCAAAUGGGAGGGUGUGACUUGCAGCAAUCAUACUGGGCAUGUCGUCAAGCUGGACCUCCAGAAUCCGCAUCCUUUGUCCGAUUUUGGUGACGAGCCAUACAACAACUGGACCUUAGGAGGUGAGUUGAGGCCUUCUUUACUUGGUCUGAAGCACCUAAAGUACCUGGACCUAAGCACCAACAAUUUUGGAGGCAUUAAUAUUCCAGAAUUCGUGGGGUCAUUACAUCGACUCCGAUAUCUUAACCUCUCCAGUGCUGGAUUGGGUGGAGUCCUGCCUCACCAGUUGGGUAAUCUCUCCAAUCUGCAGUAUCUAGACUUGUCCAAUGACUUGGAUCACAGUUUUGUGGUUCCGGUCAAUGAAUUUAGCAUUGGUGAUGCACUGUGGAUUUCUCACCUUUCUUCUCUAACGUAUCUCAACCUGAAUAACGUUAACUUUCAAAAUGGUGCUCACUGGCUGGAAGCUCUGAACAUGCUUCCUUCUAUUGUCGAGAUAUACUUAUCUCUCUGUAAAAUUCAAAGUGUUCCUCGCUCUCUUCCACAAGUAAAUUUUACAUCACUGUCUGUUCUUGAUUUAUCUGAGAAUUUCAUUAACUCUACAUUACCCCUUUGGUUAUUCAACAUAAGUGGCCUCGAGCACCUUGAUCUCAGUGCGAACAUCCUUCAGGGUAAUAUUCCACCAGCCUUUGGUAACUUGGCUUCCCUCAAGGGCCUUAAUUUAGCUUACAAUUUCCGUCUUCAAGGAGGAAUACCCACUUCCUUUAAAAAUCUGUGCAAGUUACAGAAUUUAAUAUUGUCAGGCAUUAAUAUCAAUAAAGAUUUAUUAGGACUCGAUGAAAUUUUUUCUGGUUGCAUCAAGAUGAGCUUAGAGAUUCUGGAACUAUCGAGUACGAAUAUUAGUGGGCAGCUACCUGAAUGGUUAUUUCAACUCAAGAAGCUUAAAUCACUCCAGUUGGUGCGAAAUCUGAUUUCUGGUCCUAUUCCUGUAUUAAUUGGACAACUAGCAUCACUUCAAGAGCUCUAUCUUGCUCAAAAUCAGUUGAAUGAAACAAUACCAGAAAGUGUGGGGUGGCUAUCUCAACUAGUCGUUUUGGACCUUGAGCACAACUAUUUGGAGGGUGUAAUGUCUGAGGCUCAUUUUGGAAACCUUACAAAAUUAAAAUACUUAACUUUAUCGUCCAACUCCUUGGCUCUGAAGGUCAAGAGCAAUUGGAUUCCUCCCUUCCGGCUUGAAUCCCUUUGGAUGGGCUCUUGCAGACUGGGUCCUGAGUUCCCUGCAUGGCUUCAGUCGCAAAGAAAUAUUUCAGAAAUUGCUAUGUCUAAUGCUAGUAUUAUUGAUGCUAUGCCAAGCUGGUUUUGGAGCUUAAUUUCCACAGCAGAGUACGUGAAAAUCUCCGGCAAUCAGAUCAGCGGCCACGUACCCAAUUUAUUGCAUUUAAACAACUUCGUCGAUUUGGAUUUAAGUUCAAACUACUUCGAUGGUCCUCUUCCGUAUUUUCCUCCUGGAAUGAUAUUUUUAGAUUUGUCAAACAAUUCAUUCUCUGGAACAAUUUCACGUGGCAUCAUCAUGAAUAUGCCUAACCUCAUAUAUUUAUCGCUUUCGGAAAAUAAUUUAAGUGGCCAAAUUCCCUUCUCUAUAUGCCAACUGCAGGUCUUGUGGGUUCUUGAUCUUUCGAAAAAUAUGUUUUCAGGAGAGCUCCCCAAUUGCUGGAAUAAUUCUUCUAGUAUUGCAGUUAUGGAUUUUUCAAGCAACAACAUUUCUGGAGUUAUUCCUGAGUCAAUAUGUUCCAUAGCAUCGCUUAAGUCGUUACACUUGAGCAAUAACAAACUAUCUGGAGGGUUGCCUUUGUCCAUGAAAGAUUGUAAAGAAUUAUUUCUUCUUGAUGUCGGUCAUAAUGAUUUGAAAGGUGAAAUUCCAAACUGGAUAGGUGAAAGUUUAACUCGUCUGAAGUUCCUCAAACUGCGAUCAAAUAUGCUGGAUGGAGAUAUUCCUCAAAAUCUUUCAAGAUUAAGUGCUCUUCAAAUGCUGGACCUUGCAGAUAAUGAGCUGUCGGGAACUAUUCCAUUGAGCUUUGGAAAUUUUACUGCCAUGAAAGUUUUAGGAAAGCUUUCGAGUUGGAAGAUUGAUGAAAUUAGGUAUACGGAGCAUAUGUUUAUAACAAUUAAAGGAAACACUCUAGACUAUGACAAGUCGCUUUCGCUUAUAAAUAUCUUGGACCUCUCGGAUAAUAACUUAUUUGGAGGAGUACCCGAAGAACUCACAAGUCUUUCCGGCUUAAUCAGCUUAAAUUUAUCUGGAAACCAUUUCACAGGAGAAAUCACUGAAAAUAUCAAUAAAUUACAACAGUUGGAGUCUCUUGACUUAUCAAGGAAUAACUUUUCUGGCACAAUUCCUUCAAGCCUCGCUUCCCUGACUUAUUUAGCUCACUUGAACCUCUCAUACAACAACUUGUCAGGGGAAAUUCCACUUGGUAAUCAACUUCUGACCUUCGAUGAUCCAUCUAUUUAUAUUGGCAAUCCUGGUCUUUGUGGGCUUCCUCUGAAUCAAAGUUGCAAAGACAAUGAAACAGCACAUGGUCAAAGUAAUCCAGAUGAUAGAGAUGAGAAUGAGAUGAUAUGGUUCUACACGAGCAUGGCACCAGGAUUUGUUGUUGGUUUCUGGGCAGUCUGGGGUACCUUAAUACUUAACAAGAAUUGGAACCUUUACUACUUCCGAUUUAUAGACAACAUGCUUGACAAAGUAUAUGUGUUUACCGUACUGAAAGUUUCUAGGAUCAGAAAAUGUUGUUAUUUCCAACAAGGAUGAUAAAUUUGAACAUCAAUAUCUGCUGUAUGAGAGUUCUAUCUCGUUAAUAUCAUAUCAUCAGCUUGAAUAAAA